This is a messenger RNA of Thamnophis sirtalis, 610 nucleotides long. The record is from RefSeq and is a predicted model, not a curated record. NCBI's taxonomy places the organism in Eukaryota, Metazoa, Chordata, Lepidosauria, Squamata, Natricidae.
UCUGUAGUCCAAUAUUGCUUAAAAGUCCCACUCUAAAGACCAAACUAUUUCUCAAGAAAGCCACAAUAUCACUGAUGAGUUAGCUGCAGCAAAGGCAUUUCCGAUGGAGAAUCAGAAUACUAAAACAGUACUUUCCGAGUGUUGCAAUACACAACACAACUUGCAUUUGGGGCGCGGAAACCCAAUCAAUAGCGUGGAGAAGAUGGACUCUCUCUUCACAAGUGGUCCAGCAGAUGCUCCAGCAGCAAAUUUGUGUACAAGCACUGCCGUCUCUGAGAAUUUGGGAAGCACCCUGAUCAACAAUCACCCUAUGUUCACGAAUGAUACAGAUGAUUUAACAACUCCCAGGAGAAAAUCACAAGAGAAUACAAAUGUUGAGAUUGCAAACAACCACGUUACACCAUCUAGAGGCUUGCCUGACAGUGUGGCAGUUGAUUAUAAGAUUAUGCCAGAGUUUUUUACAAGCCAGAAUAAAGAGGAAUUCAACAAUAUAUUGAAAAAAUUAAGACGGCGGUCUACAAUUGGAGCACGAGGUUCUCCAGAAAAUAAUUCUCUCAUCCAGUAUAUUGCUCGACAAAGGAGAAUGAAGGUACAAGAAACUUUGACACAA